Coccidioides immitis RS is the source of this 1746-nucleotide messenger RNA. Its product is annotated as cyclohexanone monooxygenase. Lineage: Eukaryota; Fungi; Ascomycota; Eurotiomycetes; Onygenales; Onygenaceae. The record is from RefSeq and is a predicted model, not a curated record. The coding region runs from base 1 to 1746 and encodes 581 amino acids. The transcript has 4 exons.
AUGGAGAGAAACUUGAGCAUUGGACACAUGAAAGAGAAGAAGCUUGUGUUUGACCCCGACGCCCUCACCGCAGAAUACCUUGCCGAGCGCAAUAAGCGCCUUCGAAAGGAUGGAAUUGAUCAGUAUAAGGCCGCUGAAGGCGAGCUUCGUCAUUAUAAGGACGAUCUUUAUGCAGAGCCCGGGUUUCAGCGUCUGGCGGUUGUCGAGGAUGUGGACGUGCUUAUCAUAGGCGGAGGAUUUGGCGGACAGCUGGCAGCUGCAGGAGACUUCGGAGGCGCCUGGUAUUGGAAUCGGUAUCCGGGUGCUGCAUGCGAUAUCGAACCGUAUAUCUAUAUGCCGCUGUUAGAAGAGAUGGGAUGCGUGCCCUCUGAAAAGUACGUCCACGGUCCAGAGUUACUGGAAUACAGUCGAAUGAUCGGUAGACGUUACGGGCUCUAUAACAGAGCCCUCUUCCAAACUGAAUUGACAGGCCUCAUUUGGAGUGGACCAAGAGCCAGAUGGAUAACGGAAACUAGUCGGAACGAUUCUGUUCGGGCGAAAUUUGUUAUAAUAGCCAGUGGGCCCUUUAACAAGGCAAAGUUACCUGGAAUUCAUGGCAUUGGGACGUUUAAAGGGCAUAGUUUUCACACAUCUCGUUGGGAUUAUGGAUAUACCGGGGGCGAUUCAAACGGGGGACUCUAUAAGCUCCGUGAGAAGCGUGUGGGAGUCAUUGGAACCGGAGCAACAGCCAUUCAAAUAAUUCCUCAGGACACCAUCAUCAAUUGCCGAACGACAGAACGCUCCGACAAAAUCAUCGUGGGCCACCAAGUUGUGACCCGGCUGGCAGCAAAAAAGAAUAAACAAUUUCAACAUCAUCAUAGAAGGAGGCCAGCAAAUGAAGAUUUAGUCAACGAUGGGGCAACAGACAUUCUUCACAACCUCUCCUGGUUCGGUGUCGCUGCCUCGCUGAACACAGAUGACGCUGCAAAGAUCGCAUCCGAACUGCAAAUGUUGGACUUCAAGAGGAUGGAGAAAAUCCGUGCUCGGGUAGACGCCACUGUGAAAGAUCCAGCGAGACCGUGCUUCAGCGACGAUUACCUUCCCACAUUCAACCUACCAAAUGUAACUUUGGUGGAUACGGAUGGAAAAGGUGUUCAGAAGGUCACAGAAAAUGGGAUUGUUGCCGACGGAAAAGAAUAUGAACUGGACUGCAUUGUAUAUGCAACAGGGUUCCAGAUUGGCACAGACUAUUCUGGACGGAUGGACGCUUUGAUAAUUGGUGAGGAUGGAAGAUCUCUCACGGAGCAUUGGAAAAGCGGUGUUCGAACACUGCACGGCUUUUUGACUCGCGGAUUUCUUAACUGCUUUAUAACCAGUCAAAUCCAGUCCGGCUUCACGCCCAACUUUGUUUAUAUGCUGAGUGAACAGGCGAAGCAUGUGGCAUUCAUUGUCUCCAAGACUGUUAAAUAUGGAAUUCGUACAUUGCAGCCAACAGAAUCAGCCGAAGAUGAAUGGUUCCAAACAAUCAUAGAGGCCAGCCAAGGGGGUCAUCAAUUCACUAAUGAGUGCACACCUGGGUAUUUCAAUUACGAAGGGAUGACAACUGCUUUGAUCUUGCAACAAGGCGCAUAUCGUGACAGAGAUAGGGAGUUUGUGAAACGGCUUCAAGAAUGGCGCAGGACUGGAGAGCUUCCAGGCCUUGAACGCACUUUCGAAUACGUUCGCCCGCUUGCCCGUGAUGGUGUUGUUGCCUUGGCUAAGCUGUGA